AUGGGUCUCACAGUGGAAGAAGAUUCCGAGAUGGCUUUUUUUGGUGCUAUCCAAAAAGGGGCUAUGUUGGACAGCGAGUCUGACACAGAGGAACUUUUUCCUGGAUUCCCAGUGCAUGUGUUGAAAGUUGCCCAUCCCAGCUGGAGAAGCAAUGAAUUCAACAAGUUUCUGGGCUUGAUUGAUGAAAGUAUGCAUUCCGAUCAUAAAGCAAAAGGGAAUGCAAAGCCAAGAAUGCCCAGGUUUUUGAGAGGGAAAAAAAAUGUUGCUGUACCAUGUCGACUGAUUUCGUCACUGUCUCCCUGA
Phycomyces blakesleeanus NRRL 1555(-) is the source of this 303-nucleotide messenger RNA. RefSeq lists its product as hypothetical. NCBI's taxonomy places the organism in Eukaryota, Fungi, Mucoromycota, Mucoromycetes, Mucorales, Phycomycetaceae. The transcript has 2 exons. The record is from RefSeq and is a predicted model, not a curated record. The coding region runs from base 1 to 303 and encodes 100 amino acids.